Molecule: messenger RNA, 955 nt
Organism: Drosophila eugracilis
Lineage: Eukaryota; Metazoa; Arthropoda; Insecta; Diptera; Drosophilidae
Exons: 4
Coding region: 24-860 (278 amino acids)
Molecular function (GO): acyltransferase activity, transferring groups other than amino-acyl groups
Source: RefSeq, a predicted model, not a curated record
UUUCGCUGGAAGAGGUUGUCGCCAUGCCGGAGGAGGAUUCUUUGGUUGAGAUUCCCCGCAGCGAUUGGGCUGAGCUGCGAGAUUUAUAUGUCCAGAGAGACACCGAUCCCCAAGGCUAUCCGUGCAUAAAUAAUUUCAUUCAAUGGGUCGAGAAAGACCCUGAACUUAAAGUGAAAUUCUUAUCAUUAAACGGUGAUUGGCAGAGUGAUGGAACCUUUGUUUUAACUGUGGAUUUGGGAACUGCUUACAAGCACCUUUACUUCAAUACUCUUAGCGACAAUUUAGAUCGUGCGACCAAAGCUUUAGAAUGCUUCAAAUCCAUUGAGAAUGAAUACGUAUUUUUUGGUUUCUGUUCUCGAUUAAAACCUGUCGUAGAACAUAUUACCAAGAAGUAUUAUACCACGAAAAAGAUUAAAAUAGUGGAAACCUUUUGGUAUACUGUCAGCAAGGAUCUUAUAGAUACUUUUACCACUGAGGUUCCUUCUGGCAUAACUUUGUUGAACUUGGCCCUGGAAGAUGCCGAAACCAUCAAUGAAAUCUGGCCACAUCGUGGUCCUAACUCGAUUAAGUUCGUGAGAAGCUUGAUAAAGUUUAAUGUGAAUUUGGGAGCCUACGAUGACAAUGGAAAAUUGGUUGCCUGGUGUUUAAGAUUGCCCAUUGGGUCCCUGGGUCUGUUGCAAGUUUUGGAGUCACAUAAACGUCUGGGCCUGGGCAGUUUAUUGGUGAAAUCCAUGGCCAAGAAGAUCUCCGCUUUGGGGGAUCAAGUUACAGCCCCUGUGGUGAACAAAAACACAGCUUCGAAAAGCAUGUUUGAAAAAAUUGGUUUCCAUAAAAUCGACUCAUCGUAUUGGGUUGAGUAACAAUAUUAAACCAAAAAUUGUGUAGAAGACAUUAAAAGUGAAAAUUAAAACACAAGUAAAAUUAUAUUUAAUAAACUCAUUGAACAUAUUUAGUA